AUGUCUCCUUUUUCAUUGCUAAUACUGGUUAUUUGUGCCUUCUCCCUUUUUUUCUUGAUCAAUCUUACCAGAGGUUUGUCUAUUUUAUUGGUCUUUACAAAGAACCAACUUUUGGCUUUGUUGCUACUGUCUAUUGUAUCUUUGUUCUCUAUUUCUUUAAUUUCUGCUCUUAUCUUUUUUGACCUCCUUCCUUCCACAUUUUUUGGAUUUAUUCUAUUGUUCUUUUUCUGAUUUCUUACAUUGAAUAUUGAGUUCAUUCAUUUUCAGUCAUUUGUUUUCUUUUUCUGUUUGCUUGGUUUUGACGUCUGUUUUUCUCCUCUAUGUAGACCAGGCUAACCUCAAAUUCAUGAUGAUCUUCUCCCUUAGGCUCCCCAGUACAGAGAUUUACAAGCAUGAGGCACUGAGUCUAGCUGUCAGGCUUUCUUUAUUGUUUUCUAAUUUAGAUAUUUAAAAGCUAUAAAUUUCCUGCUAAAACUGCUUUCCUACAUGAUCAUAUAUGGUAGUAAUUUCACUGUUGUUGAGUUCCAAGUACUUUAGUAUAUUUGUUAUCAUU
Molecule: messenger RNA, 553 nt
Organism: Psammomys obesus (fat sand rat)
Lineage: Eukaryota; Metazoa; Chordata; Mammalia; Rodentia; Muridae
Gene: Kantr
Product: KANTR integral membrane protein
Exons: 1
Coding region: 1-231 (76 amino acids)
Source: RefSeq, a predicted model, not a curated record